UGGUUUUUUUUUUUUUUUUUUUUUUUUUUUUUUGGUCGUGUGUUUGUGGCUCGCAUUGCGUGUUCCUGGUUUUUGGUUGGGUAUGGUUGAAACUCAUGCGGUGACGUCCGGAGAAGCGCUUCCCCAUGUUAGGAAUCUAGAAGGAUUGGUGGUUGCUGUUGAGGAUUGUCAGGAGGAAUCAUCUAAGUCAGUAUGGACCAGAAGAAGAGGAAGUUGGAAGAUCCACCAGCCACGAAUGCGAAAGAAGACAACACUGCUGUAGUUGGGGGACCAACAGUGUCUGUUCCUUCUUUCGUGAUCACUAAGGAGGAUGUCAAGAAGCUUUUGGAGUCAUUUACGAAGGAUCGAUUGAUGGAUUUAUUGGAAAAUGCUGCUCUUGUUCAUACAGAUGUUCUUCAGGAAAUUCGCAAGGUGGCUGACAAAGUUCCUGGUCAUCGGAAGAUUUUUGUAAGGGGCCUUGGUUGGGACUCAACGACAGAAACCUUGAAGACAGUAUUCUCACAAUUUGGAGAAGUGGAGGAGGGGGCGGUUGUUAUGGACAAGGGUACUGGAAAGAGUAGAGGCUUUGGAUUUGUGACAUUCAUACACAUGGACGGUGCUCAACGAUCACUGAAGGAACCUAGCAAGCGGAUUGAUGGACGGAUGACAGAUUGUCAGUUGGCAUCAACUGGGGCGUUGCAAAUAAAUCCUAAUCAAGAAGUUUCAACGAGAAAAAUUUACGUGGGCAACAUAUCCCUUGAUCUUUCUGCGGACAGGCUGCUGGCUUUUUUCGCAGGAUAUGGAGAAAUUGGAGAGGGUCCCUUAGGAUUCGACAAAUUCACUGGACGCUCACGAGGUUUCGCUUUGUUUAUUUACAAGACAGUUGAAGCUACAAAGAGGGCAUUGUUGGAGCCAAUCAAGACUUUAGAUGGUAUUCAAAUGUACUGUAAGCUUGCCUCUGAGAAUCAGAAACAGGGGCAGGGGAGGCAAGGCCCUCCCGGUAAAAGCGACAAUGAUUUAAUACUAGGCAGGCAGCAGAUAUCAACUCCUCCGUCCCUCUCAAACGAACAAAAUAUGUCGUACGGAUCCAUGAAUACUGGUUCAUUAACUACUGGAAUUCCGCUCAACCAGGGCGUGAAUCAAGGAAUGAGUCAAGGAAGUCACAUGGGUCUCAAUAAUCAUAAUCAAGGUCUUAGCAACCUGAAGAGCACAUUGAACUCGCCCCUCAACUAUACAUUGAAUUCAUCAUUAUCUCCUCUAGGACAGUUAACGAAUUCAUCGUUAAAUGGUUCUUUUAACUCCGGUCACCCACAAACAUCCCUUGGAAUGGGAUCUUACAGUUCACAAUUGGCUGUGUCCCAAUAUGGAGGUCAACCAACUGGCCUUGGUGGGCAACCUACAUAUUCUUCGAUGAAUGGGGUUCUUUAUUGCUCGGCAGCCAACUCAGCAGCCUCGCAGCAGCAAGCAGCGCUGCAGGUAGCUGGUGGUCAUUACGGAUAUGGGUCAUAUCAAAGUCCUCAACUUCCAACAUCUUCUGCUCCUCGCGCCCCUCCCGUAGGAAAUAUGUACAUGCCUUCCAACCAUAACCUAAAAGGUAAGCAUUGGUGUCUUCACUUUCUUGCUCUUUAAGGUGCGCUAUUCUUUUACUGACCAAUUGUGAGACCUCCUAAUUAAAUAUGCUCGAAUGAUUGUCCUCUUUUCGUUCAAAGUUGCGAGUUUGGUUCACGUCUGAGAGAGGCAUCGGAGUUUUGAAUGAAUAUUAAAUCUUGGAUGUUUUAUUUUGGAUGUUGAAUACAAAUUCAGCAAUAACAAUUUUUUUGUCUGUGAUGUUUCAUGUCUGGAUUAUCUACAUGUCUGUGAUCACUGUUCAGUGUAUACAAGAGUUUCAGUUGUUUUCAAUUAGGAUGAUUAUGUUUGUGCUACAUUGGGCAACAGAGGUUAUUUGUGAGAAGGGAGAUUUAAGUACUAAACAUUGUGCUUACUGUAAAUGUUCUGUUGCGGAUUUUGUUCUUUUGACUUUUUCUUUUUUUCUUUUUUUCUUUUCUCCAGUUCUUUGCAAAUUGUGAUAGUUUAACCUUUUUAUCUUAAUAAUGUUGCAAGCUUGUUGGUCUAGUUUCUUUGAGGAAUUCAAGUUUCGAACGGGAUAUUACCACAGUUUGAUAGCAAAUACAAAAAACAAGAGUUGAAAUUAGUGGUGAAAAAGUUUGGUCAUUUCAUAACCGAUGCCCAUAAUUUGAAUCUCUGUGACUCUGAAAAUCUCUAAUAUUUAUCGUUUUUAUCCAUCAACUCUAGCGUACGCCAUGCACUACUUAUUGUUCUAGUAAUUGACGGAUCUCUGUUGACAAUGUUGGUGGACAUGGGAUUACCAUGAGAUAAGUUCCAGGCCCGAUCGACCAGGUUUCACAAAGAAGCUUUAAAGAUUAUUUUUUCUUAUCAAAUUUAAUGUAUAAAGAUCCAAAGUGGUUUAUUGCCAUGUUUUCAGUCAAGUAAUUUCAUGACUGAAAAGUUAUGGAGACUAAUUAUUCCUUUUAAUUGUAUUUUUGCUGUUAAACGAAUCGUUUGGUUUUACAUUUAACAACAUGCUCAAGUAGUGAACGGUUUGAACUGAUGGUAGCGUUACAUUUGUUGGGUUUUACGGUUUGAGUUCUGCUCCGUUCUGUAUUUCUCGUUUUCUCAUUUUCUUGUUUGUCUUCUGUUUUUUGUUUUUUGUUUUUUGUUUUACUUUCAUUGGCUGUAAAGUUAACUAGGUUAUUACCGAUCUUUUUUGGAUCUUCAAUUUUGAUCGUUUCUUUCCAAUUCGAUCAGUAAUCGUAUCAGAUUGCUGUCUAUAGCAUGAUGGGUCAUUUCGGUUGAUUGAAACAACCCCCCGCUCCCUUUUUUCAUUUUUAGUUAUUUGUGGAUAAAUUGUUCACUCUCCUCCAAGCAGAUAAAUUGAUUGUAUCAAUAGAAUCUUAGAGCGCUUCUUCUAGCUGCAGUAUGUCUAGGAAUAUGGCUUUUGUUAUCUGCAUGCUUUAUUCAGUUUUCAACAGUAAUGUCGGGGUUUACACAUACCUCAUUGUGUAGGAGUGCUUCAGCUUUCAAGUUUUGUAGCUUCUGUUACUGAAAUCAUUUUGAUUAUUCUACUUGGAAUACAGGUAUGUCUACGAUCGUUCUCUUUGGUCCGUUUUAUCUUUGCAAAGUAUUUUCUUCCAACUUUUUACUUUGUCGUAUGGUUUUUCAAUACUUAAGACAGAAAUACGUGCAAGGCUAGGGCUGCAGAUGGACAGCUCGUCACUCGGAUGUGGGUUCGAUCCCCACUAGCCUUUUCCUGAUGUAGUAAGGUGCUGGAUGCAUGUACUGGAUGUAGGCUGGAGCAGCUGUCAUGCUCCAUUACGCUGUUCCAUGGUUCUCUUGACUAAAGUAAUCUUUGAAUCUCCAGAUCGUGGUAUUUUAUCACAAUUGUAUUGGUAAUUUGAAGAUGAAAGCAGACCUUUCUGAUGCUAUUAAUCUUGAGUUUGCAACCUGGACGGACAAUUAUUGAGCCUUAGAAUUGGCACAAAUUCAAGGAAGUUGGAGAAAUAAUUACAGGUAUGUCGUCAUGGGAAGUUGCUCUUGGAACUCGCAUUGGUUGAGUGGACUGUAUAGCUAAUAUAUGAUAAAAGGAAUUUAUUUUUGGAUCUGCUACCUCUCCCACCCUUAGAAAUUUUUGGUCACCCUAUUGAUGUCCUUGGAUGUAUCUUUGAAAGCCCGUUGAGGAUCAAGAGAGUUGUUUCUACGCACAAAACUUUCAGUGGGUGAAUAUCAGAUUUCGCUUUAUGGUGUAGUCUUGCACUUCUGUUGGCCACCUUUUAGAUGCAGGCAAGCUGGGCAUAUAGUUAAAGUAACCGAAGCGGUGUUAGUAAGGGAAAUUACCUUUGGAACUUCACAAAUUGGCUUCUAUAAACCUCGUGUGCAACAUAGCUCUUAAAUAUAUCUUGCAGAAGUGACUUAGUAUGCAUGAAUUACCUUCUCUUAUGCUCACAUUGUAAGGUGAUCUGAGUAUUUCGUCAUGCCAGCAGAUGUACUUCCAUUAGUAUCAUCCUUGGUACGCACAGAGCUUGCAAGUCAUGUCUAUAACUUCCGCUGCAUGUCUACAGAUGCCAAGUAACUAUUCAACUAUCCUUCCAUUUCAUAUAAAUUCUGGAUUUACAUGCUGCGUUCUUCGUGAGUGGGGAGUUAUCAUCUGCAGUGAACGAAUGUCGUCCAGCCUGCCCUCCACUUCAGAUGAAGUUGAGGACUGUCAACCAAUAAAGGUUCAACACAAGUUUCGCAAGGGCGUCUUGAAUGAGCCACUGGAAGGCUGCCAUCAUCAGCCACGUCUUCGCACUUCUAAAAUGCUAAGCAUAGUAUCAACGAUGUACAGAAGAAUGGAAGAGAAGCAUUCGCUGCAGAUGAUAACUCUACACCCACCAAGAAUUUGCUGUUUAUCCUGCAAGGGGAAGCUUUCCUUGGUGCCAACUGUUUCUGCAAGUGGAAAUGAAUAUUUAUAUCUUCAGGUUUCUGCUAGUCCAGAGCUGCAUGACCACGAAGCAACCAGUGUUCGUGUUUUUUUGUGAGUUGUGAAGAAUGCAUUGAUUAUAAACUAGACAAGUUGAUGCUCUCGUGUGGCCUCUUCUCCUGUACAUCCUUUCUGUUGAAAUCAUAUGCAUUUGUGACGGUGACUUAGAUCACACCCAAUGAAUCACGUGCUAUGAUCAUGAACGGAUUAAUGGUUGUCCUCAGAACAUUCGGCUUUUCUGUUCUCGAUUAUGAUUGUUACUUACAACUGUAGGUAAAACUGGGCAGCCACUUUAACUCGUGAAAAUAGAAACAGGUGCUCACCCACUACAUGGAUUGCAAUUAUUGCUUUACUAUGCAUGCUCCACGGUCCUGGAAUUCUUCCCUUGGGCCUUUCUCAAUCUGAGAACCAUAUCUGAUGAGUCUGGUCGACAGAGACUUAUUAAUUAAGCUCACAACACAUUCGGGUUGAGACGUCGUGCACUGCAAUCAACAAAAGAGAUCUGACAGUAUUCUCAUGAGCAAACCAAAAUCCCGCUGCGGUAUAUCAUUUGAAAACUAGAGCGCACUGUCCAUCGAGUAUCAUGUGAAGAUAUCUUGCAAGUCACUAGGUCAAAGAACGUGGAUUAAAAAGAGAUCGAUGUAAAAAUGAUGCUCGAUUCCCGCAGCCAUGGGACCUACAAAACCUCAGCAGCAAAAUGUUCAGUUCAAGGAGGGUGGAGCCCACGGAGCAUGAUUAGCCCACGCCGCACAGUAAAAAUCCUUCUCAUAUGAAGCCCAAACCGAAGUUGCUGCACGCAUUCAACACCGCCACAAAAAAUAUUGCCUCAAACCGAAGUCGCGGCACAAGGAGCAGAACUGAAGCGCUUUGCAGGAGGGAAGUUACGUUGAGCAGCACUCGAUCGCCUCUGGAAUGUUCCUCGAGCUCAUCAUGAACUCGAGCUUCGAUGAUGCGCAAGUGUUGGCCGUCGUCUGAUUGCCUCAGGCUGUUCAAAAGGCGACCUUGUGGGGGCGCGCUCGCGAGUGAUUGACAGCAACGGGCCCAUCCUCCCUCUCGAAGAAAGAUUUCACUGAUGCCAUCUCCGACGCCUGCAAGACCUUUCUAGAUGGGACCCACAAACUCAAAUCGCUUGGAUUGCUACUCGCCAUGGAUUAUGCAGAUGGAUCUCCUCCUCCUCCUUACAGAGUCCAACCACUUUCCCACUCUAAAAAAAAGAAACCCAACUGAAUCUACGUUUCAAAAGUGUUCAAUAACUGACUCAGGUUUUCUCUCAUGUUUUGUAAAUAAUUUGUACAUGAGCAAGGAGAAUUUUGUUUCUUUCGGAGCUCCCUCUAACAAAUCCAAUCCCACUCGGGAUCCCGUUGCCCACAACCCAAGACGCGAGCGAGCGAGCGAGGCUGUCUCUCCUGUAUCGCCAAUCGCAAGCAUGAUCCCCUUCCGGUGCGCCUGAAGAUGCCAACCAUCUGUUGUCGUGUCCCCCGGGCUUCACACCCUGCAAUUGUCUGAUUUUGCUAAGCUUCGCUGCGUAGACCUCCCAUCACGAGCUCUCGUAGCGAGGGACUUUGCUUACGAACUUCCUUGUUUUGGGGUCGAGAAUUGUGCCAGAGAGGUCGAAGAUGCUUGCGGCUGGUGGGGAUGUCGGAUUUUGUAGAAUCGGAGAUCGUGGGGUCUGGUGAUGGGGGUGUUGUGGGUAGGAUUUAGGGUUUCGAGUGAAGCCGAUGUUGGGUACUAGGUGUCUGUUUUGUGUGAGAAUUUUUUUUGGGACUUUGUGGAUUGUUUUGGAUUGGGUGUGGCAUUUUGCGGUGGUGUUUCGGGGAAUUAAAAUGUGUUUCAGUGAAUCCUUUUGUUGUGGUGUGGGACGGAUUUGAAUCUGAUGGUCUGUGUAAGAGACUUUGGAGUGUAGUCGUUGUCUUGGUUUUAGUCGUAGAAUUAAGUGCGAGUGUGUUAUACUUUUUUCCUUUUCGGGAUUUUUUCUUCAUUGUGAGUCUUCGAAAGAGAAGUUUUGGAGAGGGAUUCCGUUCUCUACUGAAAGCGUGUAGGGUACGAUAGAGAAAUGGCUGGGAUUUUUAGAAAGAUUUUUGGUAGUUUUUUGCACAAAAAAGAGGAGAAAGAUGAACAGGUUCAGGAGAAGAGGACUCCAGUGGUUCCGCCAGAACAGAGAACUGGUUCAGGAGGUUACAGUAGGAGGGUCACCGUUCCGGCGGAUCCUAUUGUGUACGCUCCGGUUGUCACUCAAUGUAAUGGGAAUGGUGGAGUGCAGGGGUUGACGUGGUAUGCCAAGGAGUUUCGUGCAGACGAUGAUGGCGACGUGGCACAAGAGUUUUUGAGGGAAGUCAUUCCUAACGCCCGCGAUCUCAAUGCAACCAUGCCUCCGUGCUUUGAAGCAGUGAGGCAUACAAGACCAGUGAAGCUGAAAGGUCCUGUCUGCACACAGAAUGGAAAUGUGCAUAUUUCUUGAGUUAAUUAGCUGUUGACACGAAGAAAACCUGAUCCCAUCUUAGGUUUAUUUAUAAUCCUGGGUUAAUUAUGUAAGAUUAGUGGAUCUGUUCCUCCAUUCUUGAGGUAUGCAUGCCUUUAUUGGGCUUUACGUCAUGCUGGUAGCCAACGCACCUAGCAUCAUGCUAUGAAUUGGAAGGAGGUCAUUUUUUUGGUUGCUCGUUGCAAAUGUUCUUCACAAAUUCUGCUGAUUACAACUUGAAUAUUAUGUUUUAAUAAGUUCUUUCA
This is a messenger RNA of Physcomitrium patens, 7219 nucleotides long. The record is from RefSeq and is a predicted model, not a curated record. Lineage: Eukaryota; Viridiplantae; Streptophyta; Bryopsida; Funariales; Funariaceae.